CGACAUUUGCGUGUCCUUUAACAUCAAAGAAAAACCCUUAUUAACAUCAUCAUCUUCGUUGCGUUUAGACUCUACCAAUCUCCGAAUCUUUUAACAACCAUUCUCAGCUCGUCUUCCUCAUCUGGGAUUUCUAGGGAUUUGUUUUUUUUGUUCUCUUAAUCGCCCAAAUUGCUUAAGGUCUUCUCUCUUUCCACCACUACGCGACACGCAGAGAAGAAGAAGAGAAAAAAAAAAAUCAAUCCUCUGGUAGAUGCACUGAGCCAAGACAUGUAUUCUUCAAGAGGGAGUGGCUACGGCCAGCAGCAGUACGGUUCCCAAUCGGGAUAUGGUCAGAAUCUUGGAUCUGGUUAUCCCGGAAGUUCAGUCGGUGGCGCAGAGGGAGGAUCUCAGACGUCUUUGAGUUCUCGGCAUCCGUCCAUGACAGGAGCUCCUCAGGAGACUGAGACUGGUGGGUACAGAUCUCACUUAUCGACGGCGAGUCACUACGGAACGCAGUAUGGCUCUGUGUAUGGAUCAACAUCUCUUAGCAGCUCUCAGCCUUUAGGCAGCUCAUCGGUCUUGGAUAGCCGCUCGGGAUACGUCCCAACUCUACCGGACUCACCAAAGUUUGCGUCUGGAAGCUAUUUGUCUCCCUCGAGCCAUGGUUAUGGUCAAAAGGGGGAAGAUUUGUACUCUGAUAAGCUCUCUGGUUACGUCCCGGUCGACAGAAGGCAGUAUGGUGAACGUUCAGGCGCGUAUCUCGGUAGGGAGCUGCAAAAUGAACCAGCUGGUCGAUAUGCUGAUUCGUCUAACUUUGGUCGUCAGACUGGUUUGUAUGAUCGCAUUGAUCAAGCAUCGCUUCUCCGGGGAGAACAGUUAUUGAAAAUCCAGUCGCUCCAUACCUCUUCUGUUGAUGGAGGUGUCAGACAAGCCGAUUAUCUUACAGAACGAAGUUCUACUGUACGCCAUUCUGACCAAGAAGCUAUGCAUUAUGGAGGAAGGCUCGAGUCUGAUCCUCACGGGCUAUCAGUACACAACGCAUCUUAUGCCAGCCAACAUACCCCAUCGUUAUUAGGAGCUGUUCCUCGACGAAACUUAGAUGAUUAUAUUUAUCCGGAUAGUUCUUCAAAUCCUGGCUAUGGCGUUAGCUUACCUCCUGGCAGGGAUUACGGUGCUGGGAAGGGAAUCCAUAGUGCAGCAACUCUAGAAUUGGACUACCCUGGUGGUAUGCUUUCUCGUGGUGGUGGUGGUGGUCAUCGUGUUGAUGAUCUAAGAAAAGAUGACCGGGCAAGUUAUCUCAGGGAGUUCGAACUAAGGGAAGAAGAGCGUCGCCGUGAGAAUCUGCGUGCCAGAGAUAAGGAACGAGAACGAGAGAGGGAACGUGAACGUGAUAGAGAACGCGAGCGACAGAGGGAACGAGAAAAGCAAAGAGCUAGGGACAGGGAAAGGGAACGCAUUCUUGAACGACGGGAGAAGGAAAGAGAAGCUGAAAGAGAACGUGAGCGUAAACGUGCUCUCGAAACAAAUCCAACAGCAAGAGCUACGUCCAAGGACCCAACGGAGCGGACUCCAGUGCCAAAAGCUGUUUCUAGGGAUGCACGUAGUUCCUCUUUGCGGCGGGAUGCUCAACAUCGUGAAGCAUCAAUUAGGCGUCCUUCACCAAUUAGGCCAAUAAGGAGAGAUUAUGUCUGCAAGGUUUUAUCCUCGCGAUUGGUUGACGCGGAGAGGGAUUACUUGACAUUAGAUAAAAGAUAUCCAAGGCUUUAUGUGCCUUCUGAGUUUUCCAAGGUUGUAGUGAACUGGCCGAAACAAAAGCUAACACUUUCAAUGCAUACUGCUGUGAGUUUUGAGCAUGAUUACAUUGAAGAGGGUGGCGUUGAUGUGAAAAAUACUCCCACAAAGUCUUUAGCUGUUAAAACUGGAGGAAAGACUGUUUGGAAUGCCAAGAUGAUUUUGAUGAGUGGGCUGAGCAGGACUGCUCUGGAAGAUCUUUCUUCAGAUAAAUUAUUUGAAGACCGUAUACCUCAUAUAUGCAACAUAUUAAAAUUUGCGGUUCUUAAAAAAGAUCAUUCUUUCAUGGCGACUGGUGGUCCCUGGGAUCCCAUUGAUGGCAUGGACCCAUCCGUUGAUCAGUCUUCCUUAAUUCAGACAAUGCUGAGACACACAAAGGAUAAGCUUCAUCUUGAUCUCAGCAACUGUCGUCACUGGAAUCCAUUUCUCGAGAUACAUUAUGACAGAGUUGGUACAGAUGGAGUUUCUACCUUCAAAGAGAUCACUGUACUAUUUGUCCCCGAUUUAUCAGAAUGUAUUCCUUCGUUUGAUGCUUGGAGAACCCAAUGGCUAGCACACAGGAAAGCUCUUGCUGAGAGAGAUCGACUGCUUUCUCAGGAGGUUAAGAAAGAAGUCAUUUUGGGAAAAAGCAGUGAUGAUACAAGUGAAGUGGCCAAGGAUGCAGAGAAAAAGGCUCCGACAACUGGAACUAAGAAGAUGGUGAAAAAGAUAAUCAAAAGAGUUGUUAAAAAGCCUGUCAAUGACGGGAAGGCGACCGGUAAGAAAGAUGAGAUUCCCGAAAAGGUUGCCAUAUCGGAGACCUCAGUCCCAAAGGCUGGAGCUCAAACAGGUGAUAAGGCAGGUGAGAGCUCAGAUCCUAGUGCUAAGUCUAAUGAGCAGACUCCUUCAAAGACAAUUGUAAAGAAAAAGAUUAUUAAAAGGGUGGCUAGAAGGAAGGUUGCUGAAGUAGACAAUAACAUGGACGGUGAGGCAGGCAAGAAAACCUCUGAUUCAGAUAAUAUGGAAAUGAAACCUUCUGAGGAAAAGAAAGAAGAGAGUCCCUCCAAAAAUGCGGAAAUAAAACAGAGUGCCGGAUCUCCGGAUACUGAGAAAAAGAAGGGUGCCUCUUCUUCAACAAAGAAAGACAUUAAGAUUGGUGAAGAUAAGAAGGCUGAAAAGAAAAACAACUCAGAGACUCAGUCUGAGGGGAAAAAGGUUGAUGAGAAAAAGGCAAAAGAAAAAAUUACCGAGAAAGAGAUUAAAGAGAGAGGUGGAAAAGAUGCGUCCAGGAUACAAGUGAAGGACAGGAAAAAGUCCGAGGAACCUCCUCGUCCAGGAUUUAUUCUAAUAAUGAAACGGAACAAAGACUCUAAACUGCGUUCACUUUCGGUCUCCUUGGACUCGCUCUUGGAUUACACUGACAAGGACAUUGAUGAGUCAUCAUUUGAGCUUUCAUUGUUUGCGGAAUCGCUGUUCGAGAUGCUACAGUAUCAAAUGGGUACCCGUAUCUUUGAAUUUCUCAAGAAGCUGCGCGUCAAAUUUGUGAGACAAAGAAAUCAAAGGAAGAGGCAUCAGGAAGAGGUAGCCGCCAAGCAAAAGGAAGCAAAUACACAAAACAAGCGUCAAAAGACUGUUGAACAUAAUGACAAGGAAAUCUCUGUUAAAACUGAAUCUGCUCCUGAGAAGGAUGAUAAGGAGACUUCAGGCAAGGAAAUUGUAGACGGUGCUCGGGAAGUCUCAGAUAAGGAAGCUGUAGCGAACUCUGAAGAAACUUUAGGCAGUAAAAAAUCUAAUGAUGAAUCAGCUGCUAAUAUGGAAGUGGAUAACCAGGGUGAGGCUGAUAACGAGAAUGAGGAGGAUGACGAUGUUGAUGAAGACCCAGAGGAAGAUCCUGAAGAGGAUCCUGAAGAAGAUCCUGAAGAGGACCCUGAAGAAGACCCUGAAGAAAUGGACGAUGCAAAUCCUGAGCAAGAAGACGACCCUGCUGAAGAGCCGCUGAAGAAUGAAGAAAACAGUGAGAAUAAGACGAGUGGCACUGUUGCUGAACCUAUAACUGAAGUCGCAACUGACGGAAAAGAAGCAAAAGUUUCUUCUGUUGAGGAAAAGACUGAUUCCAAAUCUGCUGAGACCAAACCCAAGUCUGAGUCAGACAAGCACGGGAAGCAAGAGGGAGGAACGUCUGAUGCACCGAAAAGAGAAGAAACGGUUGAUAAAGAGUUGUUGCAGGCUUUCAGAUUUUUUGACCGGAACCAAACAGGCUAUGUUAGGGUUGAAGAUAUGAGAAUGACUAUUCACAGCUUGGGAAAAUUCCUAUCUCACAAAGAAGUCAAGGAACUUGUGCAGAGUGCUUUGUUAGAGAGCAACACAGGAAGAGAUGAUCGGAUUUUAUACAAUAAGCUUGUUAGGUUGUCUUUUUAGAAGACAAUAAUCAAUAAUGUUCGUCUUGUUUGUUAGUACGUUACUCGUCGGAGCAUCCUGAGAAAUGUUUUUUCCUUAAUUUAUUUAGACUAGUGUGCAAUAAACAGUAAUCAUACGAUUCAAAAAUCACCACUUAACUUUUUACAUUUGAUAGUUUUUUGCCCUAUAAUCAUUUAGAAAUAUCUACAAUAUGUAACUCUUCAGUUAUUAACUAUUUCUUUAGGUACAGACUUUAGUCAAACAUUUUUUUUUGGUGUGUGAUAAGUAUUACGAUAA
Messenger RNA from Thlaspi arvense, 4443 nucleotides. Lineage: Eukaryota; Viridiplantae; Streptophyta; Magnoliopsida; Brassicales; Brassicaceae. The record is from the annotation of a GenBank genome assembly.